Syzygium oleosum is the source of this 1575-nucleotide messenger RNA. Its product is annotated as cytochrome P450 93B16-like. Gene Ontology annotation, molecular function: iron ion binding; oxidoreductase activity, acting on paired donors, with incorporation or reduction of molecular oxygen; heme binding. Bases 1 to 1575 code for a protein of 524 amino acids. Lineage: Eukaryota; Viridiplantae; Streptophyta; Magnoliopsida; Myrtales; Myrtaceae. The record is from RefSeq and is a predicted model, not a curated record. The transcript has 3 exons.
AUGACGACAUUGUUCGAGGCAACGCCCCCGUUCUAUCUCAUCGUCCCCAUCUUCGUCGCCACCUUCCUCUUCUUGAUCGCCCUCAAGCGGAGGAGGCCCAACCUCCCUCCGAGCCCCAAGGCAUUGCCGGUCCUUGGCCACCUCCACCUCCUCGGCCCCCUCAUCCACCAUUCCUUCCGCAACUUCGCGGCCCGCCACGGCCCGCUGAUCAGCCUCUGCCUCGGGUCGGUGCCGUGCAUCGUGGCCUCAACCCCCGACCUCGCGCAGGAGCUCCUCAAGACGCAUGAGCUGACGUUCUCGGCGCGCAAGCACAACGCGGCCAUCGACCACCUGACCUACAAGUCGGCCUUCGCGUUCGCGCCCUACGGGCCGUACUGGAAGUUCAUCAAGAAGCUGAGCCAGACCGAGCUCCUGGGGGCUCGCACCCUCAACCAGUUCCUCCCCAUCCGCACCAGCGAGCUCCGACACUUCAUCAGAGUCUUGCACGAUAAAUCUUUAAGCGGCAAGAGUGUCAACGUCACGCAAGAGUUGGUGAAGUUGUCGAACAACAUCAUCUCUCAGAUGAUGCUGAGCAUUCGGAGCUCGGGCGUGGACAGCCAGGCCGACGAGGCGAGGACCCUCAUAAAGGAGGUCACUCAGAUCUUCGGCGAAUUUAAUGUGUCCGACUUCAUCUGGUUUUGCAAGAACGUCGAUUUUCAGGGCUAUAAGAAGCGGUUCGAGGACAUUCACAGGAGAUACGAUGCGCUGUUGGAGAAGAUCAUUGGAGAUAGAGAGGAGCUGAGAAGGAAGAAGAGAGAGCAAAGAGCGGGGGAGGGAGGAGGGAAAGAAGAAGUGAAGGAUUUUCUGGACAUGAUGCUUGACAUCUACGAGGAUGAGAACUCGGAGAUGAAGUUGACCAGAAACCACAUUAAGGCACUGGUUUUGGAUAUAUUCACUGCCGGUACGGACACAUCGGCCAGCGCAAUCGAAUGGGCACUGGCCGAGCUCAUGAACAAUCCGGUGGUGCUCGAGAAGGCAAGGGAGGAGAUAAGUUCCGUCGUGGGCGGUCACAGGUUAGUGGACGAAUCCGACAUGAAAUCGCUGCAGUACGUCCAAGCCAUCAUAAAGGAGACGCUCCGUCUCCACCCUCCGAUCCCGAUGAUCGCGCGAAAGUCGGUCCAGGAAUGCGACAUCAGAGGGUACACAAUCCCCAAAGACACCUUGCUGUUUGUGAACAUUUGGGCCAUAGCUAGAGACCCAAAGGUGUGGGCCAAUCCCCUGGAGUUCAGCCCGGAGAGGUUCCUCGAGCCCGCCAACCCAACGGGGGCCAUCGACGUGAAGGGCCAGCAUUUUGAGCUGCUGCCUUUCGGGUCCGGCAGGAGGGGCUGCCCGGGGAUCUCGCUCGCGAUGCAGGAGAUGCCGACAAUGCUGGCGGCGAUGCUCCAGUGCUUCGAUUGGAAGCCGUGCGAUCGGGACGGAGAGGAAGUCAAAGCGGUCAGCAUGGACGAACGGCCCGGAUUGACCUGUCCUAGGGCCAAUGAUCUGUUUUGUUUGCCUGUGUCGCGUUUGGGCUCGAUCGAGUUCUUAAGCGGCUAG